Molecule: messenger RNA, 869 nt
Organism: Polistes dominula (European paper wasp)
Lineage: Eukaryota; Metazoa; Arthropoda; Insecta; Hymenoptera; Vespidae
Gene: Coa7
Product: Cytochrome c oxidase assembly factor 7
Cellular component (GO): mitochondrial intermembrane space
Molecular function (GO): protein binding
Source: RefSeq, a predicted model, not a curated record
UCUUUCUCUCUUACUCUUACAUAUAAUGUGAUUCUGUACGGUGUUAAAUAUAUUCGUACGAUUUAUACAAUUUGUCUAUGAAAAAAGAAAACAAUGUCUUCGUCAUAUAAUUUAAAAAAGCCAGAAGAAGUUAAAGAAUAUCUGAAAAAUCUUCACAUCGAAUAUAAAUUUGGUUGUUAUAGCGAAAAAAAUCCAGAAGUUUGUCAUCUCUUGGGUGACUUCAACGAAGCCAUAAAAAAAGAUUUUAAGAAAGCAGCAGAACUUUAUAAAACAAAUUGUGACGAACGUAAUUUUCCAAAAAGUUGUACCAAAUACGGAGAAUAUCUUAUUAUCGGUAGAGGUUAUAAAAAAGAUAUCAAUGAAGCAUACAAAUAUUUGGUAAAAGCUUGCGAUUUAAAUAGUGACAGUGGUUGUCUUCACUCCGGUAUUCUUGCUAUAACCAAUGAAUUUGAUGAUAAUCUUUCUGAACAAAUUAAUAAAGGAAUAUCUAGACUAAAUAAGGCAUGUUACGAUCUCAAUUCAGAGAAAGCAUGUUACUUUCUCUCAGGAGUUUAUUUAAAGGGAAUACAGGAUUAUUUAAAACCUAAUAUUAAAGAGGCUUAUAAAUUGUCACUUAAAUGUUGUGAAUUUGGAAAUCCAUAUGCUUGUGCAAAUGUAUCACAGAUGUAUUUAAGAGGGCAUGGUGUUAAAAAGGAUACAGAUUUAGCCAAACUCUUUCAAAAACGAGCUGAUCAACUUGAAUAUGAAUUGAAACAUUCUAAACCUUUAAAGUUUCAAGAAGGAAUUCAAGUUGAAUGACUGUUUACUAUGUAAUAUUAUUGCAAAGUUAUUAGAAAAACAUUAUGUUUCAUAAUAAUAAAUGUAUUUCU